CGGUUGCUUCUGCUGGUUGCGAAUCCUGGGGCGCGCGUUGCUUGAGCCGAGCCGGAGCUUUUGCCCGCUGCCUGGGGGCGGCGGCGAGCGUCGGAGCGCCUCUCCUCCUCCUCCUCCUCCUCCUCCCUGCCGCCUCCUCCUCCUCCUCCUCUUCCAAGCAAGAAGGACCAGGGCCAGGAGGAGCCGGGGCUGCUAUGCUUAGGUAGCCUUGGGGCUCCUGCAGGGACGAGACCCUCCUCCACGGCUUGGAAGGAAGAAACUUGAGCUCCCGAAACUGCUGGACCGGCGGGUCUGCUUCCCCAGAAGCUGCUCCGAGGAGGAGGAGGAGGAGGAAGAAGAGGAGGAGGAUGGAGCAGGCUUACGGCGCAGGCAAAGCCGGCGGCGCCUUCGACCCGCAGACCUUCCUUCGGCAGCCCCACACGAUCCUCCGGAUGGUCUCCUGGCUUUUCUCCAUUGUUGUAUUUGGCUCCAUUGUGAAUGAAGGCUACAUCAACAAGCCAAACGAAAUGGAAGAAUACUGCAUCUACAACCGCAACCAGAAUGCCUGCAACUAUGGCAUCACCGUGGGAGUCCUUGCCUUCCUCAGCUGCCUUCUUUACCUGGCAUUAGAUGUCUACUUUCCACAGAUCAGCAGUGUCAAGGAUCGUAAGAAAGCCGUACUCUCUGAUAUUGGUGUAUCUGGCUUCUGGGCAUUUCUCUGGUUUGUCAGUUUUUGUUUCCUGGCUGAUCAGUGGCGUGUUUCAAAGAGAGAAGACAACCCAAUGAACGAAGGAGCAGAUGCAGCUCGAGCAGCCAUUGCAUUCUCUUUUUUUUCCAUCUUUACCUGGGUCGGCCAGGCAUUUCUGGCGUUCCAGCGAUUCCAACUUGGAGCCGAUUCAGCCCUCUUCUCCCAGGACUACACGGACCCGAGCCAGGAGGCUGGCAUGCCUUAUGCACCCUACACAAACGAGGCUGACACUACAGAUAGCAUGGGGACGUACCAGCAGCCCCCUUCGGUAGAUGCUUUUGAUGCUGAGACACAGGGCUACCAGGCACAGGACUACUGAGAGGCGGUGGAGCCCUCUCCCCUCCCCUCCUCCUUUCCCCUCCACCCUCUCCCCUCUGCCACCAACACGCCAAGGUGGAAAACAGACACAUAUGUACCGGAGCAGCAGGUGGCUCUCAGCCACUCUCCAGCCUUCUGGGGUCUCUGUGUUUCUUUAUUUUCUUGCUUUUUUAAAAAGCAGAAACACCUAACACCUCCUCCCUCUUUGAACUUUCCACCAAAAUCAAAGGGUUGUAUGGUCUUUUCUGCAGUAAUUGAGUUUGUUCUCUCUCUCUGUCUGGGAAGCUGCUGGGGUAAGAAUCUAGUUCACUCUUUCCAUUGGGGGAAGAGGGAAAGGACCUCAAAAUAGUGUUGAUGGGGAGGCACAGCAGAUGAGAGGAGGACUGGGUGAGAAGGAGCAGCCUGGGCAGUAAUGGGGAGGGAGGAUAGGAUAGAUAGGUGUCUAAACCUGUGAGCAAGGGAUGAAAGUGCGUGUGUGAGCAAGAAAGGGCGAGGGAAUGAUGCAAAUGGCAGCAGAAUGGUGUUGAGAAUGGAUUUUGAAUGACUUUUACUCUUCCAUUGAGCUCAUGAGCUGACGGUUUUCAAAAUCCUAAUGGGAAAUUGUUCUGGUUUAUGUUCAGCGACAUUUUGCCAACACUAAGAGAGUGGUAGUUGAGGUUUAGUUUGUUUAAUAGUUUUCAGUCUAAAUUGAGACUCAUGGGAAUUCAGUUGGUCAAUAUGCCUGCAAUUCUGUCAAUUCAAUGCGUCUUCUAUAGCUAGUUUUCUUAUCCUUUGCCUACCAAAGAGCACUAUCAUUGGACAUUAGCCACAUUGGCUGUCCUUCACAACUGUUUGCUGUUGCUGGGUGCUCACUUUUGGAGGGUCCAGUGCAGCACCCACCUGAAGUCUGUGCCUGAAGUAUUAUAUGGCCACUUUACCACUUUUAAAUAUCAGAUAAAAUUGGGGGGAUUCAAGCAACUCUGUGGAGUUUGUUGAACUGCAUUCCCCAGCAUUAAUUAACAUUCAUUAUACUAGUGCUGUGGAUUGCCGUCCAGAAGCACUUGGAGGACCAUAAUUCCAAGCUGUGAAAUAAAGGAUCACUGAAAAACCUCAGCCUGUAAAAUUACAAAGUGAUUCUGUAUAUUUGUUUUGAGCAUGACACAAUUUUUUUACAGCUCCACGAGUGAUGUAGUUCUAUUCAUUUCACAGCAACCUAAUACACAGUCUGGAAGUUAUUCAUUUGUUUCAAAAUAUAUAUGGAGGGGAGGCAUUGAGAACUUGCUUGUGCUAGAAGGACUUCUUUUGAUCCAGUCCAUUCCCUUGCAAUAGUUCAGUGGUUCCCAACCUUUGGGCCUCCAGGUGUUUUGGACUUCAACUCCCAGAUUGUAGCCUAAAAUUUGUUUAACUGCAUAUAUGAAUGAACUUUGAAAGAAAGGCAUUUCAAUUUAAGAGCAAUCCAAAGCCCAUAUUAAUGUUAGCAUUGCCUAACAUGUAUUCUUCCCUCCGUGCCGCAUUAACACAAUAGCAAAUAAGUUUCACGUACAGUAUAAUGACAUAAAAUUGUGGAUUUAAGCAGGAAGACACUUUAAACUCUUGUGCCAAACCAUCUGUUACCCCCACUGUUUCUAUGCUCAAGAAUAACAAAGCAAAAUUUCCACUCUGAAUGUUUUGCUAUGCUGGGAGAAAGACCAUUUGCUGUAUCUGCCAACUAGGCUGAACUCGGAUAUCAGCGGUAAGAUGCAUGGAGUUCAGUGCCAACACAGCUUGAAACAAGGAUAUUGUAUGACACACUGUAAAAUGUUUAGCAUGUGUCUGGAUUAAUAUCUACCAUCAGGGUAGUUGAUAUACAACUAGGAACAGACAUUUUAUACCUACUCAAGCACUACAGACUCCUCAGUGGAAUUAACAAACAUGAGUUCUCACAUUAAUUAUCUCUUAAUAGAAAGGGAUCUACUUCUGGUUGUAUUGUUGUACCUCAAUGAAAAACAUUUGCUUAGAGUUAGUUUCAAAAGAUUAUGGUAGAUGAGGUGCUGGUGUCACCAUCCAUCUUUCCCCAAUAGUUUGUUAAUUCAUUGAGUCGUAUCAUCGGCCAAUUCUCUCCUAGAAGAAAGUCCACCAUACUCGAUUUAACAAGCCUAAUUGACAUCUUACUUAUUAAAAUGUGUAGAAAUCAGAAUAAUUACAGGGUCAGAGCAACAGCAGGAUCCAGUGGAUUACACAGCACUAAACAGAAGCUGAUAAAGUAGAGUUCAGUCCUAAUAUAUUAUGCUAUUUCCAGACAUUACUGUGUACUUCUCUUCAAAGAAAUCCAAAGGUGUAUGUAUCUUUGGGUUGCUGGUAAGACCCUGGCUUUAUAACACUCCCCCAAUCUUCUUAAUAUAUGUAUGAUUUGACCUUUCUGACUUUAUAGCAAUAUAUUAAACUUAGCCACUUUUUAGGUUUUUUAAAAUGCUUGUUUUAAAAUGUGAUUAGAGAGAUGUUGCAAUUGAAGAAAGAUAAUUUUGGGCUGCUGUUUCCCUUUGCUACUACCAAGGAAAGGGGAGGCUAAAAAGGCAAGAGACAAAGCGUGGAUCCUUCUUUAAUUUAAUUUUUGUUACAGUUUUUUAAAAAGAGGAGCAUGGGACUAUCUAGGUCAGGCAUGGGCAAACUUUGGCCCUUUAGGUGUUUUGGACUUCAACUCCCACUAUUCCUAACAUCUGUUAGGAAUGGUGGGAGUUGAAGUCCGAAACACCUGGAGGGCCAAAGUUUGCCCAUGCCUGAUCCAGGUGAUGAAUUACUGUGGUGGCGCUGAAUCUUUCCCUCCUGUGUGGUGUGCAUGCUGAUUGUGAAUGUUUGUGCCGUUGCCUCUAAUCCUUUCUGUUGACCCUUUUUUUGGUAGAGUUUGUCUGUAGCUUGGAAAAAUUAUAUUUGGAGGGGGGUUAAUAAUGCUUCUGGAAUCUCCCAGCCUGCGUAGAUAUUGGUGAUGUUGGUUGGUAGAUCCUGGGAAAUGUAGUCCAGAAAAAAGAGAGAGAUUAUUUUUUACUCUAAAGCCUAACACUGUGUGGUUAGAAUCUAGCAGGGAGCGAGAGGAGGGAUAUGGCAGUCCAUUGCUCAUAAAGCACAAUGAGGAACUAAGCCCCUUGCUUUAUGGUCCCAAAUGAAAGCAAUAUUAUAUAGGGCUUGGGGGAGGGGACUAUGUAUCUUCUUCACCCAUAAGCUUUUCUUCUAUUUGGGUGGCCUAAUAUUUAGGCUGGUAGGUGGGUGGGGGGUUAUUUUGAGGAUGGGGUUCUUCAUAACAGGUGAGGGAGAGGUCCUUCCUUUUCUUCUCUCCCCCAGAGGGAAAGAGGGAACUAUGGAACUGGAGGGUUGGGAGGAUGGAAAAUCCAAUGUCGGUAAUGGUUUUGCUGAUGUCAAUUGCAUGCUUUCAUGUGGGGUUGGAGGGGGGAUUUUCCCAUCUCACAACAUCUGCUCUGUGUAAAGAUUGAAACAGGGUUUUUGCCUUGAGGGACAGGCCAAACAUGUAUUAAAAUGAAUUCUGCUAUGCAGAUUGUUUUUACACCAGUUUCCCUGUUACAUAUGAAUAAAUUUAAAAGUUCAGGCAGUAAUGCUUUCCCCAAUUGCACACACUACUCUUUUACAAAAGUCAGAGAGAGAAAAAACAUGCACAGAAAUACACACACUUGUGGAUGGGACAUAUAAGGUUAAUGAGCCAUAACUCAAUAGAAUUAGUUGAAAGGCCAUUGAUUACAGUUUGUAUCAGCACACUGAGCUGUGUAUUGGAUUGCAGCCACUACUAUCAUUGGAGAAUAUACUUUAUUUAGAAGUGAAACAUUCUGCCAGUGGCUUAUUGGGCCAUUGCCUUUUUUUCUUGCUCCUCAUAAAGAAUUCCAUGGUGAUCUCCAGCUUGUGUUCUGAGAUUGGAAGUUUCUAUUUUGUCUAAGAAUAGCAAAAAAAUAAUAAUUAUUGGUACAUCCACACUUACUCUAUCAAGAAAAUGUCUCUAUAACCCACACUUAUUAUUUCUAGAAAGAGAACGUCUUUUAACCAGGAAACUUGUCCAUUAACACUGACAAUCAUGUAGCAAGAAUUCUUGGCCUUCCAGUAUUACGCUCAAUUUUCCAUUAACAAAGGAGGCAUCUGGCAAUCCAGAAGCAGCACUACUGUGGUUUCUUCUUUCCACUCUGUGAAGCCACAGUGAAGUAGCGCUUCACCUAAUUAUAUGAUAGUAUAAACCACUUCAUAUAUUAUAGAGCAGUUCAAUUACACCACUGUUCCCUUUAGUUAAUGUAAGAUUUGAAGACCAGGGGAACACCAUUUAUAGAAAGUGGACAUAUUCCAGGGAAAUGCAGGCAAGCAUGGCUUCAGCCUGGUGCGUGUCUUUACACAUUUAGAUCUACAUAAUCUGCUUUUCACACUUGUGUUCCCAUAUGGGAAACAAUGGUGAAAGUGUGGUUUCGGUGUCAAAUGAGAAGGAAUUUCAUCGUGGAGUUAAAGGCUUAACUGUGCUUUCAAGUAUUGCAUGGUGUUGUUUCAGCAUUAAAUGCAACCUCCAGGUUUAAAUUACUUGGGACAGUGAAGACACAGGCCUUGCACACAUGCAGAAAUGUUGCCAAGUACAGCCACCAGCAUGUUGUCUGUCUCCCAGUCAAACAAUACAGUCAACCAGCAAUUAGCUAGCCAACUACAUAGCCAAACAAAGCCCACCAGCCAAAGAAAUGGAUCUGCCAAGUAUUCACACUCUUAGGCAGGCCACUGGCUAUAUAUAGUGGGACUUUAGGAUGAUAGAUCAGAACAUGCACCAGUACUCUUAAGUAUACCACAAAAAAUGAGAGGACAGCCUGAUUGUAUACUUACCAGGUCUAGAGAGAUGCCACUAGGGCAAAAUCAACUGAAUAAGAGUGCAGGUGGGCAAUUUAUUAUUGCAGUUCUGUUUCCCACAGGAACACAAAGUCCCCAUUGAGCUCUAGAUAUGAAUUUCUCAUUACAUUCUUCUUUAUCUAUUAUGGUAAUAAAUGUGUGAGUCUCAGUAUUUGGUACUUCCAGUUUCAUUGGCAAUCAGAAGCACACAGAUGCCAGAACAGAUAGGUAGGUCUCCUUAUGAAUCUAAAUGAAUACCUUUGAGACUUAAUAAAAUCACAGGUCAGUCUUGUCAGUUUUGCAACUCUCGGGGCAACAUCACAAGGUCUGGCUGCCUGGGUAAAACAUGUCAUUAUACUAUAUUAUAUAUGAAGGUGUAUAAUAUGAAGCUGUGCACAUAUCUGUUCAUACAUACGUGACAAUGAAAGGGUGGCCUGCUGCAUACGAAAUCCCUCCCCCCAACCAAUCUCCUAAUUAUUUCCAAGCUCCACCCCAACGGAUCCAUUCUGUCCUCCAGUAUUUUUCCCUCAACAGAAGCCCUGCCAUCUCGGCACCUGUGUUUACGAUGUCCUGUAUACUUGUGGUUUAAAACAAAAAGUGAAGGUGGUAACUACUGGUGUGUCUUAUCAAUAAAGUUAUUACAUUCAAAAAUUGUAAA
Anolis carolinensis (green anole) is the source of this 6518-nucleotide messenger RNA. RefSeq names its product synaptogyrin 1 (gene syngr1). The coding region runs from base 348 to 1046 and encodes 232 amino acids. The record is from RefSeq and is a predicted model, not a curated record. Gene Ontology annotation, cellular component: synaptic vesicle membrane; neuromuscular junction. The transcript is spliced from 4 exons. Lineage: Eukaryota; Metazoa; Chordata; Lepidosauria; Squamata; Anolidae.